UCGCUGUUCAGUGCUCUCGCGAUUGCCGUACGUUUGCGUUCGUAGUGUGUCGCGCUCGCGCGCGAGUCCCGCCGACGAAAUCGUUCUCGCCAGAUAACCCCAACACGCAUAGUGUUUCGGGCGAUAUUAGUAUUUUUUUUAUAUACAAUUAUAAUAUUAAUAAUAUAAUCGUCGUUAUCGUUUUAUUGUUAUAGACCGCAAUAAUUAAUUAACAACAUCUCUCAUUACUGUUUGCCGCCAACCGAUCGCGUCGCGUAUUGUUUGCCACCGCGUUUCGCGACGCGUAUUCUCGAUUCUCGUGAAAGUUUGUCCCGUAGUCGCGGUCGUCGGCCGACGACGGCCCCCGAACUGAGUAGUGGCGCAUCGUGCACGGCCCGCUGUCGCGCGCCCGCCGCCGUCGCAAUGGAAAACAAAAAACCCAAAGAGAAGCGAAGAAAUUCCGAGAGACGAAAAGAAAAAUCAAGAGAUGCGGCUCGAUCUAGACGUAGUAAAGAAACCGAGAUAUUUACAGAUCUCGGAUCAGCAUUACCUUUACCAGCAUCCGUUAUUAGUCAGCUAGAUAAAGCAACUGUUAUGCGAUUGACUAUUGCAUCUUUCAAAAUUAUGGACGCUUUAUCAUCAACAAAUAUUGAUGUAAAAUCUGAUGAAAAAGAUUGCCCUCCAAAUAUGAAUGGGAUAUGCAACAAAGCAUUGGAUGGCAUUGUCUUAAUUACUACAGCUGAUGGAGAUAUAAUAUUCAUAUCGGAAAAUAUUUCCAACUAUUUGGGCUUAUCACAGAUUGAUUUGAUCGGGCAAUCAAUUUAUGAUUUUGCCCAUCUUUGUGACCAAGCCGAAUUGAAAGACAUUUUAACCAGCAAAGACAUUGGUGAACAAAAGUCGUUUUUUGUUCGAAUGAAAUGCACUCUGACCAAUAAAGGGCGCAAUGUAAAUUUGAAAUCAGCAUCAUAUAAGGUACUGCAUUUUACGGGACAUUCAGUUAUCAAUACGUGUUCUAAAAUAAAAUCACCAGUUUUAUCGGAUGGAGAAUCUGAUUCAGACUAUGAAUCAGAUAAAAAAACAGAUUCUGACAGUAAAUCCAAUAAUGGUGAUUUAAAGUUUGAAAAAACUGCUGAUUCACCAUCUCAUAUAUUUGUGUCGAUUGCUGAACCAAUACCACAUCCAGCAAAUAUUGAGAUACCAUUGUAUAAACAGAGCAAGAUAUUUUUCAGCAAGCAUUCAUUAGAUAUGAAAUAUAUAAUCGCCGAUGAUGUUAUAACAAACUAUGUGGGUUACGAACCAGAUUCAUUAGUUGCAAAGUCUGUGUUUGAUUAUUUCCAUGCUCAAGAUUGUAAUUCAGUUGAAAAAAGUUUUAAAAUAUUAUUCGAAAAAGGACAGGUAGAGACAAACAAGUACCGAUUUUUGUCAAAAGGAGGUGGUUAUGUUUGGAUAAUUACACAAGCUACAAUACUAAAUGAUCACAAAGGUCUAAAACCUGAGAGCAUUAUGUGUAUUAAUUACGUAAUCAGUGGCGUGGAACACGGCGACGAGAUCUAUUCACUUUGCCAGAUAUCGCCGGUCGUCAGCAAGCCAGCCGUCCAGGACGAACAGUCGUCACUUUCGCAGCCGCCGCACCAGCACCAGCAACAGCAACAGCCAAAACAACAGAAACAGCCGCAGCAACCGGCCGCCGCCAAGAGACCGUCGUCCACGGAAAAAGUGUUCAAGCCCAAGUGCCUGGUGGACUCGGCCACGUUCUUGUUACCCGCCGGCAAUGGGCCAGUGUACUUGGACGUGAACGGCGACGGAAAGCCCAGAACCGCACAGCAGCCGGCCACGUCCACGGCCAGCGUCAUCAAGAAGAAGCCCGAACCGUGUUCGGAAAGCCCGAAAGCCACCACGGCCAAAAUUUUCGCCCCACGUACCGAAGACAUGAACAAGGGGUUCCUGACGUUUUCGGACGACGACACGGGACUGACCAUGCUCAAAGACGAACCGGAAGACUUGACUCACUUGGCCCCAACGGCCGGUGACGUGUGCGUGCCUCUGGACACUUGUGGUCUCGGGCACCUGGGUCUGUUCAUGUCCGAUGUGCUCGACGACCUCAUACUCACCGACUGCUCGCUGGCGCCGUUCGAUUCUAUGCCGGCGCAGCCGUCAUUACAUGACGCGUAUUCGUCGGCCUCCCGGUCGUCACCGACGAUGCACCACCUACACCACCAUCACCUCCACCACGGCAGCGACGACCUGUCGCAGCACUCUGUCGCCGACCUGUGCGACCCGACCAUGUCCUCGCUGCUGGGCAUGGACCUGGACAACAGCCCCAACGACCUGGAUCUGGACCUGUCGCUCAAAAACCAGUUCAUACCCUUGUACGAGGACGACUUGUAUCCGCUGUUGUCGGACGACCUUCUGUGGGGAAGCGGCGAUAGGUCGCCGUCACCCAAACCACCGUCGUCCGCGACCAACCGUCACGACAGCAGCAACAACAACAACAACAACAACUGGCAUUUGCCGACGACGGAAGACGUCGUCGGGCAAGACGCAAUCGACAGAGACGUGCCGCCGUCUCCGAGUCUGGCCAAGUUAUUGCAGAAGACCGACACGGACGCGGUGCCUUGCAGACAGCAGCAUUUCGACAGCGGCGGUGGCCUGCUGCACAUGGACGGCGGCGACUCGUGGGGAUCGAUCAGCAAAAUGUUGCACCAGCGGUACAACUCGGGCGGUUCCUCCUCAGCCGAACCGGCGGCUGUGACAGAUCAACGCCACAGCCAUCACAACUCUCUACGACAACAACAACAACAACAACAACAACAACAACAGCAAAAACAACAACACUCUGACUGCAAUGUGUCGGCCGCGGGAGGUGCUACCCGGGCGGCCAACGGCGGUGGUGUCAAGCGGACCGGGCCGAACGCCACCGCGGCCACAGCGCCGUCGUCGUGGAAACGGUGCCGACAAGAGGAGACGGCCAAACAGGGCGCCUCCAACAGCGUGUUGAUGAACUUGCUGGUCAGCGGUUGCGACGAAGAUGCGGGAAAAUCGAUGGACAGCAAGAAAUCGAUGGUGAAAAACGGUUCGCAGCCAAGGCACCGGUCAAGGCUAAAGGCGGUCUCUUGUCUGUUGGACCCUUGUAGCACGGCCAUACCGUCGCUGAUGGACUUGACCGAGCACGACUAUGACGUAAACGCGCCGGCAGGUGGGGCGCUGCUCCAGGGAUCCGAACUCCUGAAGGCCCUGGAAAUCGGAGGAGGAGGGGGCGGUAACAUUGCCGUGGCAUAGUUUCUUGAAGAGCCGGAGCAGGAGCAGUUUUCCGAGCAGUAAUCAAUAUAUACUCCGCGUAUAUCACACAUACGUAUAUUAUUUACUACCCAUCAUAUUCGUACACAAACUCAAAAUGUCUUACUACCAUUCUGUUAUCCAAUUAUAUUAUCAUGAUAAUAUGUCACACUAUGUUACUUUAAUUUUUGUUAUUUUUUUUUUAAAUUUUUCAUCGUUCGCAAUAAUAAUAUAAAUAUUAGUUAUUAUUUAAACAUUUUGUACAACGGUUACGCGCACUUAUUUUGUGGAGGACAGAGCAGAGGAGGGCAAUCCGUCCGCAGUCUCAUCUCAGUGUACCUACUAAUAUAGUACGUCGUCGCGUCUCGGGGCCCAAACUAAAAAGAGCCUGAUCCCUCCGAGCAACACCUUCUCAACGAAUGAUUUACGUAAAUUUUUGUUGUUGUCCUUGAUUGUUGUCCUACUCGACAUAAGUUGCGUACAUAACUGUAGUAAUUGUUGUUAUAAUAACGCCCCCCCCCCCCUAAAAAAAAUGUUUACCCCCGAAAUGUACGUCGCCACCUUCUCUCUGCUCCGAGUCUUCAUGUAUACAUUAUACAAAAACUAUAUUAUGAUAUAUUAUUUUACACUAACCUCUUCCAAUAUAUAGUUUGCGUUUACCAUCGCUUGCUGUGUACCGCUUAUUUUUAAUUUUUUGAUUUUUUUUCGAUUUUCUGUACACCGAAAAAUAUAUUACGCACUGCCCACGUGUAGCGCUGGUUUCAGGAUAAAGUGCUCUACUCCGUUAAAACGAUUUUUGUUUGGUUAUCAUUAUAUUAUAUAUACUGCAUUUUCCCACAGAGUAUACCGAUAUCAUGACUUUUAUAAUAAUUAUUAUUUUUAUUUUUUUCUAUUAUUAUUACUAUCGUUGUCAAUGAGAAACGUCUUACAACUGAUCUUUAUUAAUAUUAAGUUUAAAAUUAACAUUAUUUUCUACGUCAAAAGCAAACUUCAUAAUCUCUUUUUCGGUUACCGAAAUUAACUUAAUAAUAUGUACCUACCUUUAUAUAUUGUGUAAUUUUAAUGUUUUAAUUUUGUAAUGGAGGGGACGAAUGAUGCAAGAGCGCAGUAAAACAAUUUAAGAGCUGUUAUAGGUACGUGAACGGUUAAGUAAUAAAAAAAAAAAUGAUAAGAUAAUUGAAAAUUAUUGUGAUGUGCUGUAAAUUGUAUUAUGCGACCGUUACGUGCCUAUAUGGUAUAAUAUACAACUGCUCUUAAAUUUUUUAAACUCGCGGCCAAAGGAUACAAUUUAUAGUGAACGGUGAUGGUUUUGUGUAUAACACGUCCGAAUGCUCAAAUAUUAUUUUG
Messenger RNA from Myzus persicae (green peach aphid), 4602 nucleotides. RefSeq names its product hypoxia-inducible factor 1-alpha-like. Bases 403 to 3258 code for a protein of 951 amino acids. The transcript has 12 exons. The record is from RefSeq and is a predicted model, not a curated record. Gene Ontology annotation, cellular component: cytoplasm; nucleus; transcription regulator complex. Lineage: Eukaryota; Metazoa; Arthropoda; Insecta; Hemiptera; Aphididae. Gene Ontology annotation, molecular function: DNA-binding transcription factor activity, RNA polymerase II-specific; RNA polymerase II transcription regulatory region sequence-specific DNA binding; protein dimerization activity. Gene Ontology annotation, biological process: cellular response to hypoxia; regulation of transcription by RNA polymerase II.